Messenger RNA from Globicephala melas (long-finned pilot whale), 4188 nucleotides. It is a transcript of the gene IFNLR1, whose product is annotated as interferon lambda receptor 1. Lineage: Eukaryota; Metazoa; Chordata; Mammalia; Artiodactyla; Delphinidae. Gene Ontology annotation, cellular component: plasma membrane. The record is from RefSeq and is a predicted model, not a curated record. Gene Ontology annotation, molecular function: cytokine receptor activity; protein binding. Gene Ontology annotation, biological process: cytokine-mediated signaling pathway.
AUGGGCCUGGAGGAGGGACCUGGUCCUACCCUGGGCCACAGGAAGACCGGCAUGACCGGGGCCCCGCGGUGGGUCUCGUUGCUCCUGUGCCUGCUGCAGUCCACUUCAGGGAGGCCCCUUCUGGCCCCUCCCCAGAACGUGACGCUGCUCUCCUGGGACUUCAGUGUGUACCUGACGUGGCUCCCAGGACCUGGCAACCCCCAGAACAUGACCUAUUUUGUGGCCUAUCAAAGCUCUGCAACCCCCAAACAGUGGCGGAGAGUAAAAGUGUGUGCAGGAACCAAAGAGCUACAGUGUUCUCUGAUGUGCCUGGAGAAACAAGACCUGUGCAAUAAGUUCAAGGGGCGUGUGCGAGCGGUUUCUCCCAGAGCCAGGUCACCCUGGGUGGAGUCCAAGUCCAUGGAUUACUUUUUUGAAGUGGAGCCAGCCCCACCUGUCCUGGUAUUCACCCGAACAGACGAGAUCCUGAGUGUCAAUGCCACGUACCAGCUGCCCCACUGCAUGCCCCAACCAGAUCUGAGCUAUGAGGUGUAUUUCUGGAAAGAGGGGACCGGGAAUGAGGCCAGUUUUCCAGCCACUCCCCAUGGCCAGCCAGUCCAGAUUUCUCUCCAGCCAGACACCAGCGGACACCACUGCCUCAGCGCCAGAACUAUAUACACCUUUGGCUCCCCUAAAUACAGCAAGUUCUCUGAGCCCACCUGCUUCUUCCUGGAGGCCCCAGGAUCCAACUGGGCACUCCUGGUACUGCUACCCCUUCUGCUGCCACUGCUGUUGGUCGUUGCCACGGGGCCUGUGAUCUGGAAGAGCUUCAGGGGGAACCCCUGGUUUCAUCAGGCAAAGAUGCCACAGGCCCUGGACCUCUCUGGACACAGACACCCCGGGGCAACAUUUCAACCCAGUGGCCCAGAGUGCCUGCAUGUCUUGAUCCUCUGUCCCCAAAAGGAACAGACCAGAAGGGUCAGGCUGACCCCUAGAGUCAGGGCCCCAGCCACCGUCCAGGCAGGAUCAGAGGACAGUGCUGAGGAGGAGGAGGCCGACGAGGAGAGCUCGGACGAUGGUGUCAGCUUCCAGCCCUACACUGAACCACCCCCCUUCCUGGGGCAGGAACACCAGAGCCCGGGGCAGGCAGAGGCAGGAGGGCCUUGGACUCCUCUGGUCCAGGUCGAAGGCUCCUCUGCUUGCGAUUCUUCAGACAGAAGCUGGGCCAGCACUGUGGGCUCCUCCACCUGGGACGAGGCUGGAUCAUCUGGUUACUUGGCCAAGAAGAGGCCAGGCCGAGGACCGGGUGGGAAGGAGUUCCAGAAGCCUCUCCCACCACCCGAAUUCUCCGAGGACUCGAGUUCCCUGGAAGAGCCCCCAGAAGACAACCCGUCCUCCUGGGUCAGCUGGGGCUUACCGUCCCCAGGGCUGAUUCUGGUUCCCAGGGAGCCCCCAGUUUCUCUUCAGACACUGACCUUCUGCUGGGACAGCAGCCCCGAGGAAGAAGAAGAGGGUGGGGGGGAAUCAGAAAGUGAGGACAGCAGUGACGGCAGCUGCGGGGCUAAGAGCCUCCAGAGGAUCGAGGUCAGAGGUAGGACACUGGGGCACUACUUGGCCAGGUGAGCCGUCCCUCCCAGUCUGGUGCUCCUGAGCUUUCUGGGGACCCAGCAUGCCACCAAGACUUGAAGUCCUGAGAGCAUCAUCGCCGGGGCAGCAGCGGGUUCUUACGGCACCUCGGGGAACCCGGCUAGAGGUGUCCGCCAGGUUGAGCAGUCAGAAGCCACCCCGUCCUAUGACCUGCGAGCUUUGAGCCGAGAGCCAAGAGGGGUGGAGACAGGGAUGGGCGGAGGUCAGAGGUUGGUUGGGUGUCAGACCACACCACUGUCCCUGGGGUGACAGGCCAGUUGGAAAAGUCAUCCCUGCACAACAUGAAACAGGCGAGGUCAGGUCACAGGGGACAUUGAAGGCUGACAGCACAAGGGCCCAUCUGGAUUUGGGGAGGGAAGAAAUCCGGAGGCAAACCAAGUGUAGCAGGACUCAACGCCUCUCUCCAGCACCCGCUGGGCUCCCUCCUCCCCGAGGCUCGACAUCCUGAUUUAUGAGUCCCCUAGGGUGGGCCCCAGUGAAGAAAAAUCCAGUUGGCUGAGGGUGUUGGAGAGGAAGAGGAAAGGCAUGUCCUUCAAAUCCCAGUCUCUGGGUCAGGCAUUGCACUGUUUCCAUUAUCAAAGAGGCCUGGGUCCAAAUCCCAGCUCUGCCAUUUCCCAGUUGUGUGGCCUUAGGGGAGAUACCUUCCUUCUCUGUACCCGAGUCUCCUUUCUACAGCUACCACCUGGGGCACGGUGAGGGUUCCGACAGAGACGUGUGAUGCCUGCCACACCAUUGGCACUCACCACGUGGUGGCUGGUAGGAUUCUCCAUCCACCCAGGCUCUGAGGGGACCGCUGGGCAUCUCCCACCUGUGACCCUAAACUCAGAGUGACUGGAGUUCCCACCUUUAGUCUUUCUCCUGCCUCCUGCCCUCACUGACCCCUGCCUCCUGGUCAGGAAACAGUUCUCAGAAGCUGGAGCCCAGCCAAGGGUCCCUCUCCCUUUUCCCAGCAAAGAAAAUACCAAAUGGCCCACCUUCUAGGGGGUCUGAUUAAUUGGUGGUGGGGUAGCAACCCAGCAGGGAGUUGGACCCCUGGGCCCGUGAUCCCCAACUUAGCACUUCAGACCCUUUAGGUGACCAUUGUGGUUGUAAAGACAUCCCAUUUCCUCUUCCAGUUUUGAGAAACCACUGUCUUCUGGAAACAGGUGACUGUCCUUACCUGAGGGUAGUGAUGGAUGUUCUCAAACGACCGCUUUAUUAACCUACACCCACCAGUAUAUGGACGAGCAGAGCUGAGUCUUCACCCGUUAGACCAAGGUUUUGUCAGUUUUGUGGCCCUGCAGGGACCACAGGAAUCCGAACAUCUUUGGCUCUGCCAUUUCACCUGCCAGGACUUAAGUUCCUCCAUUUGUGUAAAAAGCAUCUUCAUAAGCAUUUUAUCCACGGGGCUGUGUUUUGAAGGCAACGCAAGGGUGGAACAUUAAUGGAAGAUCUGGAAAAGCUUCUCGAAGGCAUCUGGUCCAGGGGUUCUCAAACUGUGUUCCCAAAAGGCCUUGGGCUUCACAGGAGGCGUCUCAAUCUCAGGGGGAGCCGUGGGCUGUAGGAUCCCCGCAGCGCAACCAGAGCAGCCUCCCUGGGCCCUGAUUUUCUCCGGUGGCCCUCUACGUAAGAUUGUGCUUACGAGUUUCAACUGCUAAAGAAAACGUUAGCAAACCCCUUUUUAAAUUGAACACCUGUCUUUUGUUUCAAACGAGGAAGCUAAAAUGUUGACUUACUGUGUACGUCUCUGAGGGUGAGACUGUCGGUCUCUGGCCAGCUGGGCCAAGCCCCGUCCCCUUGGCCAUGUAAACAGUACUGAGGUCUCGGCAAGGGUUUCCAAGGGGCACGAGGCUGGCAGGAGGCCUUCACCACUGCUGGGACUCACACACAUACAUGCAUUUCUGCAGGGGUUUCCCUGCAAUGAGGCUUGUCUACAUCCAUGAUUGAGCACAGAAGAGGAAGAACAAACUGCAACCAUGGAGCUGGGGAAGGCUGUGGCUCACGGCCAGUUCCUAGGAGAAUACCCAGACCAAGCCCAGUGUCCUUUCUGGAACCAGCCGAGCUGCUUCGUGGAAGUAAAUUCCAAAUAACUAAAAGCUAUCCUCACUAUUGUCUUAGGCUUGUGUGAAGGAACCGCUUUCUCUCUGUUCUGAAACCUUGUGUGUUUUUUAAGCAUUUUUUUAAAGUUUAAUUUCUGACAGACGCUGAGCUUUCUAUUAAUUCUAAACUCCAGCUCCUUUAUGGUCAUUAAGUCAUAAACAAAAAACUGGGCAGCUUUAGGAAAGAGCAUGCUAUUCAAUAUUAUCAUUUGUCAGGUGUGCUCAGCACUGAACUGUUUACAAAGCCCUUUCAUGUCCCCAGCAGGCAGGAACUGCAUAGUGGGAACUCCAGGGCCACGCGUGAAAGAUGUCAGGGGCAGAGCGGGUGAUGCCCGGGUGAAAGCAACAUUCCCGUUCUUUAGGGUAGUGAGGAGAUUAUAUAUUGUUCUAAGAUAUUUGUAGUUAUUUCUAAUUUUAUUUUAUGUUUAUGUCAUAUUUAGAUAAUUUCCUAAUGUUUGUUGGGGCCUACCCUAAACUGUUUUAA